Messenger RNA from Dalotia coriaria, 1815 nucleotides. It is a transcript of the gene DNApol-epsilon58, whose product is annotated as DNA polymerase epsilon subunit 2. NCBI's taxonomy places the organism in Eukaryota, Metazoa, Arthropoda, Insecta, Coleoptera, Staphylinidae. The record is from RefSeq and is a predicted model, not a curated record. Gene Ontology annotation, biological process: error-prone translesion synthesis; DNA-templated DNA replication. Gene Ontology annotation, cellular component: epsilon DNA polymerase complex. Gene Ontology annotation, molecular function: DNA binding.
AACUGCCAGGUAUCCUCCUUUGAAUGGUGCAAAUUCUUGUUCGGGUAACUCCGACACCAUUCGUACACACGAGUUGAAUAUUAAUAAAUAUUCGCGGGAAAUUUAUUCAACCUAACCAACGCAUUCCGCUGUUCUCGCUUAACUCUAUUAAACAAACUUUAAGUCCACUAAAACACAACUUCAUUCAGUUCCAAAUUAAUAAAAAAAAUGGACGAAACAACGAAAAUGAUAAGAAAGCUCCACAAUGCUUUUAAACUUAGUGGAUACAAUAUACGCAAGGAUUUAUGUGAGCUAAUUGUUGUCAAGUUUGCUGCAGAGCAUAUGAAUCUAUACACUCCAGAAGUAUUUGAUGAAUGUUUAAAUGUAUCUAGCAGCUUGGAGAAGCAAGCCAUUCAUGAUAAAAGUAUUGAAAGAGAAAACAUUGAGAGAGCAAUUGAAGUCUGCAUAAAUUCCGGCUGUGACAAACAUGAAACAAUUAUCAAUGUGAUCAAUGCUUUUGAUUUUCCCAAAUUUACAUAUAAUCCAGACAGGAAGAGAUAUACUCCAAGCACAACAAAACCCAAACUAUUAUCAGGUCCAGAAAGCAAGGCAUCAUUAUUUCUAGAAAGAUACUCAACAAUUCUACAAAGAACUCAAAGAAACUUCAAAAACAAAUUAGUAUCACAAGCAGACCAGCUACAACUACAAACUGUUGAUUAUUUACUCACUUUAUCACACUGCACAUUGGAGAAAACAGUUAUUUUAGGUUCUUUGUUCAUGAUAUCAGAAGGAAAAUUUGUUCUUGAGGAUCCCACAGGAAUUGUUGAGCUAGAUCUCAGUCAUGCACAAUACCAUGGUGGAUUUUUUGUUGAAAAUACUUUUGUAUUGGUUAAUGGUGUGUAUGAUGAUAGGAAACUCAUGGUAUCCACCAUUAUUUUACCUCCAGGCGAGGAAUACAAGACUUCAAGGCUGAGUUUUGCAAAUCUAAAUUACUUUGGUGGAGAAUCACAACUUUUACUCAGAGAAUCAUCAUCAUUAAAAGAAUAUAUGCAUAGAUUACCAAAUGAGAUGAUGUUGAUGCUUUCUGAUUUAUGGCUUGAUCAUCCUCAAACAUUUGAAAAAUUAGAAACAUUAUUUGGUGGAUUGGAAGAAAACCCACCGAUAGCUUUCAUUCUAAUGGGAAACUUCAUGUCAGAAUCCCACGGACUUGAAAAAAUCGACGUUCUUAGAAAGUUAUUCAAACAACUGGGUGAAUUAAUCGCCCGUUUCAAGAACAUCGUAGCAAAUUCUCAUUUUAUUUUCGUACCUGGCAUGUUGGAUCCAUGUACGCCCCAUAUUGUACCCAGAUUACCACUUCCGAAGUUCAUUACAAACGAAAUCUCCAAACACGUUCCAAAGUCGUGGUUCGCAACGAAUCCAUGCCGUCUUCAGUAUUGCAAUAAGGAAAUCGUCCUGUUUCGUGCCGAUGUCCUCGUAAAAAUGAUGCAGGGCACAUUGCAUAAGCCUCAGAAGGAUGACAUCAACAAUUAUAUAACAAGAACAAUUGUAAGCCAAGGACAUCUCAGCCCGCUCUCAUUGAACGCCCUAACAGUUAAUUGGGACUUUGAUUACACUCUACAGCUGUAUCCACUUCCUGACCUGGUUGUGAUCGGUGAUAAAUCAGAAAUGUAUCAGGGAGAGUACAUGGGAUGCAAAGUUAUGAAUCCGGGCUCAUUUUGUGAUUCAGGAUUUCAGUUUAAGUGUUACACACCCGGCUUGGAUACCAUCGACGACUGCGCGUUGUAAUUUUGUUAAUUUAUUUGUAAAUAAAGGUAACAUAGAGACUUUAAAUUAUAA